Messenger RNA from Pyrgilauda ruficollis (rufous-necked snowfinch), 4603 nucleotides. RefSeq names its product SEC24 homolog D, COPII coat complex component (gene SEC24D). Bases 125 to 3229 code for a protein of 1034 amino acids. Lineage: Eukaryota; Metazoa; Chordata; Aves; Passeriformes; Passeridae. Gene Ontology annotation, molecular function: zinc ion binding; SNARE binding. Gene Ontology annotation, biological process: intracellular protein transport; endoplasmic reticulum to Golgi vesicle-mediated transport; COPII-coated vesicle cargo loading. The record is from RefSeq and is a predicted model, not a curated record. The transcript is spliced from 23 exons. Gene Ontology annotation, cellular component: endoplasmic reticulum exit site; COPII vesicle coat.
CGCCGGGCCGCCUCAGACGUGGCACUCGGGCGCGUGAGGGAGCGGGCGCGCGGGCGCAGGUGUCAUUUUCCUUGUUGCAGAUUCCUGUAGUGGACACAGUAUUUGGAAUGAGAAAAUUGCCAUCAUGAGUCAACAAGGUUAUGUUGCAGCUCCUCCAUAUUCCCAGUCACAGCCAGGAAUAGGAGGUUUUGGACCACCCAGUUCUUCAAUUCAUUAUGGACAUUAUGGGGACCCUAACUCUGCAUACUCAGCACCUCAACCAGGUGUGUCGAAAUCAACUGUGCCUUUUGGAUCUCCAGCUCCUGUUGGGCCUCCACCACCUGGUGCACAGCAAUUCAGCCAGGCCAGUUUCCAGAAUGGGUCUGGUACACCAGGACAGCAGUCUCACAGGUUUCAAGGCCCUUCACCUCCAAGUAACACAGGACCUUCCUAUCCUCCCUACAGUCACCAGUCCCAAGCAGCCUUCCCGAAUACUGCACCUGCUUCCUCUACAGCACAACUUGCUGACCAGCUCAACAGCAUGCAGAUAAAUAGCUAUGGUCCUGGCCCUGCUCCAAGCUCCGGCGUGUCUCCCGGGCAUCCGGCGGCUUUCCAGGGCCCGCGACUGCUGCCCCCAACCCAGCAGCAGAUAGGUUUGCCACCUGCACCACAGCUGCCUCCUCCACCAGCAAACAGUGUUAAUGGCCUUGGUGCUCAGCCAGCAUUGCCUCCUAUGGCCAGGCAGGGUGGAAUCCCUGGACCUGUCCCUCCAAAUCCUAACUUGCAACACCUGCCGGGACAGCCUCCAGGGCCUGGAUAUCAUCCUCAGCAAGCAAACUAUGGUCCUCAGAUGGCAGCAUCUCAACUGUCCUAUCCUGGUGCUUUUCCUGGCAGUCCGGCACAGCUCUCAGGCCCACCGCAGAAGAAGCUUGAUCCUGACUCUAUUCCAAGCCCAAUUCAAGUGAUUGAGAAUGAUAAGGCUGCCAGGGGAGGGCAGGUCUAUGCCACAAACACAAGAGGACAGGUUCCUCCCCUCGUCACCACCAACUGCGUGAUCCAGGACCAAGGGCACGCCAGCCCGCGGUACAUCCGCUGUACCACCUACUGCUUCCCGGUGACCUCAGACAUGGCCAAGCAGGCCCGCAUCCCCCUGGCGGCCGUCAUCCAGCCCUUCGCUGCUGUCCCGCCAAACGAGACACCUCUUUAUCUCGUAAACCAUGGGGAGACCGGCCCCAUCCGGUGCAACCGCUGCAAAGCUUACAUGUGUCCCUUCAUGCAGUUCAUUGAAGGUGGCAGGAGGUACCAGUGUGGGUUUUGUAACUGUAUAAAUGAUGUCCCCCCGUUCUUCUUUCAACACCUGGACCACGUGGGCCGACGGAUAGACCACUAUGAGAGGCCUGAGCUGUCCCUGGGAUCUUACGAAUACGUGGCUACUUUGGAUUAUUGCCGAGACAAGAAGCCUCCUAAACCACCAGCUUUUAUCUUCAUGAUUGAUGUAUCAUACAGAAACAUAAAGAGUGGCCUAGUGAAACUCAUAUGUGAUGAACUGAAGACUCUGCUAGAUAAACUUCCAAGAGAAGAGCAAGAAGCAUCCUCGGCAAUUCGAGUUGGUUUUGUCACUUAUAACAAGGUCCUCCACUUCUUCAAUGUAAAGAGCAGCUUAGCUCAGCCUCAGAUGAUGGUGGUCACAGAUGUGGCAGAAAUUUUUGUCCCUUUGCUGGAUGGCUUCCUUGUUGACUUUGAGGAAUCCCGAUCGGUUGUUACCAACUUGUUGGACCAGAUUCCGGAGUUGUUUGCAGACACUAACGAGAGUGAGACCAUCUUCGCUCCAGUUAUCCAGGCUGGCAUGGAGGCACUAAAGGCUGCAGAAUGUGCUGGGAAAUUGUUCAUCUUCCACUCUUCUCUGCCAACUGCGGAAGCACCGGGGAAGCUGAAAAACAGAGAUGACAAAAAACUGCUCAAUACAGAUAAGGAAAAGACCCUCUUCCAGCCACAGGGAAAUUAUGAGGCCUUAGCCAAGGAUUGUGUGGCCAAUGGCUGCUGUGUGAAUUUGUUCCUCUUCCCAAAUCAGUACAUGGAUGUAGCCUCCAUGGGCCUUGUCACAAUGUACACCGGUGGAACACUGUACAAGUACAACAAUUUCCAGCUCGAAACUGACAGCCCCCAGUUCUUAAGUGACCUCAGGAAGGACAUCCAAAAGAAGAUGGGAUUUGAUGCAACAAUGAGGGUUCGGACAAGUACAGGCUUCAGGGCUACAGACUUCUUUGGGGCCAUUUACAUGAACAACACCACAGAUGUGGAGAUGGCAGCGAUUGACUGUGACAAAGCAGUGACAGUGGAGUUCAAACAUGAUGACAAACUGAAUGAAGAUACUGGGGCCUUAAUUCAGUGUGCUGUCCUGUACACUUCGAUGAGUGGGCAGAGGCGAAUCCGCAUACACAACAUCGGUUUGAAUUGCAGCUCCCAGUUAGCUGAUGUCUACAGGACUUGUGAGACUGAUGCACUUAUCAACUUCUUUGCUAAGUCAGCUUUUAAAGCCAUUCUGAGCCAGCCCCUGAAGACAGUCAGGGACAUCCUGAUGAAUCAGACUGCUCACAUGCUGGCCUGCUACAAGAAGAAUUGUGCCAGCCCAGCAGCUGUCAGCCAGCUGAUCCUGCCAGACACCAUGAAGGUGCUGCCCGUGUACAUGAACUGCCUGCUGAAGAGCUGUGUGCUGGCCAGCAGACCUGAAAUCCCAACGGAUGAGAGGGCUUUCCACCGCCAGCUGGUCAUGGCCAUGGGGGUGGCUGACACACAGCUCUUCUUCUACCCCCUGCUGCUGCCAAUUCACAGCCUGGAUCUGAAGAGUGACGCGGUGCCAGCCGCCGUCCGCUGCUCCGAGGAGCGCCUCUCCGAGGGAGGGGCCUUCCUGCUGGCCAACGGGCUGAGCAUGUUCCUGUGGCUGGGAGCCAGCGUGUCCCCAGAGCUCAUCCAGGGGCUGUUCAACGUGCCGUCCUUCGCACACAUCAGCUCCGAGGCCACAUCCCUGCCUAACCUGGACAAUCCAUUUUCUAAGAAACUGAAGCAUAUCCUGGAGCAAAUCCAGAGCCAAAAGCCCCACACUAUGAAGCUGAUGAUAGUGAAGCAACGGGAGCAGCCAGAGAUGCUUUUCCGCCAGUUCCUAGUAGAAGACAAGAGUAUUUAUGGAGGAGCCUCCUAUGUGGAUUUCCUUGUGUGCAUUCACAAAGAGAUCAGCCAGCUGCUCAGUUAAGGCAACUCAAGUAAAAUGUUCAGUUCCUUUUUGCCUUUGCAGGAGGGACAGUUUUUGGUGCCUGAAGGCUGGCCCACAGCUCCACCAGCCCAGGCCUUCUGCUGCGCUUUCCUGACCCUUUCCUGUGCUCUUUUUGUACAGUUUCAUUUGAUCCCACCUCCCCCUGAGUAUUUUGCUUACUUCUUAAGCUGUAGAAUAGGAAGUUCUGCACUCAGGUAUUAAUCUUCUGGGAGUCGUGACUCUCUACAUGAAUUGCCAGAUUUCAGACUACCAAUGCUUAAAAGCAUAUAUGGUAUACCUUUCUUUGAAGACAAUUUAGAAAACUCUCAAUUAUUCCUUUUGCUAGUCGUAAGUGGUACCAGAGCUGGGAAAGAUGAUCAGAACCUGUACAGAGGAUGCAAAAAGACAAAACACUUCCACAGCCAGGGUUAUCCAGGAGACAGCAAUGCCUCAGUUUUAUAACUGGACUUGAGUAAGUGUAACAACAACAGGGAUCACAGGAAGAACAGUAAUCAAACAAUCCUUUUGCCACCUUUGGCAGAUGAUGUCACACUAUUACGGUACAGUUCUGUCCACUUGGGGGCAGCAAUUAGCUUAGCGUACUACUUAAUUACAUUUUCAAAAUUGCACAGGUUAGGCUUUAUUUAGUACUUUUGCUAACUGGAAUAUUCCCAACACAACUCAUAAAAACCUGUCCCUCAAGAUUUCUGUGGCAGAUCAGCUGUGAGACAGUUGACACAUUAACCAAAGGUUAUUUGUGGUGCUAUGAAGCCUCUUGUUUAAUACCAGUUCUAUUGCAGUGACCUCCUCUCCCGUGACUGAUUUAAUCAAUGGUCACUGCUUUGAAAAACUAGCCUUUGCUAAUACCAAUAUUGAAGGUAGUAUUUGGAAAGCCAGAGCCUUUGGAAUGGCUGUAUACCUCAGAUACUUCAUCUGUCUCUCUGUCUCUUUAGGACCAAGGCCUCUGAAUGUGAGAUUUGAAUUUUGCCAAGCUUGAAAAGCUAUUAUUAAAUAAAAUAGUGUUUCAAAGAAAGCCAAAAAACACUCAAAAGUAAGAUUAAGCCUCAGUAAAGAAAAAAGUGCCUUUAAACAUGUUAGUGUUGCUACUUAUAUUAAUUAUUUAAUGUCCACAAUAAGCAGUGAAAAUGCAUAGUUUUUUGGUUCAACAGCUUAUGUAUACAGUCAUUCUUGUCAUUGACCAAGAGCUCUUGAAAUAAGUGGCUGUAUUACAAGAGUCCUCAGCCUGAAUUCAGCUGCCAAGACAAGCACUUUUUAGCUGUAGACAAUACCCUGUAAAAAGUAUGUGUUGCCAUUUCAUUUGUAAAAUGACACCAGCAACAUUUGUGUAAAGAAAUAAGCAAUUAUUAAAUAUAA